Messenger RNA from Cololabis saira (Pacific saury), 1600 nucleotides. RefSeq lists its product as uncharacterized. Bases 172 to 828 code for a protein of 218 amino acids. The record is from RefSeq and is a predicted model, not a curated record. NCBI's taxonomy places the organism in Eukaryota, Metazoa, Chordata, Actinopteri, Beloniformes, Belonidae. Gene Ontology annotation, cellular component: membrane. The transcript is spliced from 3 exons. Gene Ontology annotation, molecular function: tumor necrosis factor receptor binding. Gene Ontology annotation, biological process: immune response.
ACCCGUGACUUCCGCGUUUUUCCUCUGUCUGAAACUGCCCACGGCAAACGGCCCUAUUAAAGCAGUGAUGGAGGCUGGAGGGGCAACAUUCACAACCACGCGAGCUUGCAUUCGCACUUUAAGCUUCUUAUGAUCCCACAAGUGAAGAUCGGACAUCAUACAUCCUGACUAAUGGCACAUCAAACUCCAAAACUAGACGUAGAGUCUCUCCAGACAAGUGAGCGCCACCGUGGGAAAUGCUUGGACAUUUUUCUCCUCACGUCCGUCCUUUUUCUGUUCGUGGCGGUGACAUCCUUGGCAGUUGUCGGAGGGAUGGUUGUGAUGAGGCUGCAGUCCAACCAGGAGCCUCGGUUGCACAUCAUUCCGGAGGGCUCCCAAAGACUGACAGGACACACGCCUUCUCCUGCAUACAAGAUGCAGAAUGUUGCUUAUCUGGGUGCAGAAUCAAGUGUCUUGGACAACGGCACUCUGAAGUGGGCUACAAUCAAAUACGGUGAAGGGACAUCUGUAGGGAGCAACUUUGAAUUCAACCCAAACCAACACUCCCUAAGGCCGAAGCAGGCCGGGACCUACUUCAUCUACAUCAGUGUCAACGUGUCCUGCUCCUUCAAAUGUAAAGCGGGCAAGCUCAGGCUCAUAGUGAGCGACAAGUUAAGCUGUGAUGUGGAUCUUACUGCAAAUACAGCAUCUGUGAGCAAGAAAUGCUGGACUGUGACUCGAUUGAACGGGGAAGGACUGAUCACUUCGACGAUUGUGCCAAAGGAGGGACUAAAGGACUGGAAACUGGAGCUUCCUGGCUCCCAAUUUGGAAUGUUUCUUGUAGACUGAUUUACUGGGGUGCAACCGCAGCCAUCUCAUUGCAGAUACCUGUGACCUGUGGAUCAUAGCUAUCUGCAGGCUCAAGUUUGUUUUUUUUGUUUUUUCAUUGGUAGGUACUAGCUGGCUCUGGUGCUUUUUUUUAUUUUUAUUUUUUUAUCUUUAAUGUGGUUUCUUUCACCUUAAAUUUUUUUAAGGUGGAAUGUCAGGAAACAUUUAAGUGAUAUUGAUAUAACUUCAGACUGACCUCCUACGGUGUAAAUAUGUAAAAUUAUUUCUCAUUAUAUUUAUUUAAUGAUAUGCAACUAUUUAUGUACCUAUGAAUGUUAUAUUUAGAUGUCACUACAUUUCUCUGGAUGUGCAAUAUACUUGUGGUUAAACGUGACUUUAUAGUUCUGUUUUCAUUCUGUUCAAAGCUGCGACACAACACGGUUUGUUCAAGAAUACACGGGUCAGCAUCAAGAAAUCCUAACAAUCUACUUGAGAUCCACUUGAGUGAAUUGGUGUAAUUUAAUCACUAACUAAUGAUGAGUACAGCGUUCACAGAAACCAAGGUCGACUUCAGACAAAAUUUGAUCAGAAUGCCUGAAAUCUUUUAAAUCUGAUUGUUUAGUUUUGUACUAUACAUGCUGAAAGUGGGUAUCAUGAGCUCAAGCAGGGUUCUGUUCAUUAAAAUGAAAUAUGUAAGUCCUGUGGACAAUUUACUCAAUGCUGAAUUUAAUUUAUUAUAAUCCAUAAUAAACAUGGUUAAUACCGAAUUAAUGGUGGUGUCAAUGAUUUAUAU